Molecule: messenger RNA, 1127 nt
Organism: Lycium barbarum (goji berry)
Lineage: Eukaryota; Viridiplantae; Streptophyta; Magnoliopsida; Solanales; Solanaceae
Product: protein ALUMINUM SENSITIVE 3
Exons: 3
Coding region: 114-908 (264 amino acids)
Biological process (GO): response to aluminum ion
Source: RefSeq, a predicted model, not a curated record
AUUGUCGAGCAUCCAUUGCAGCUGGUCAUCAUUUCUCUUCUUAACAUUUAGAAAUUAAAUUUAUCAUUUCUCUUCUUAAAUUUGUAUUUAAUUAAUUAAUUUAAAAGACAAUUAUGGAGUGGAACUGGCUGAAAGAUUUCUUGAAAGGGAUGAUCAAGCCAGUAGCAGCACUUGCAGUGGUGUUUAUGGCAGUGGGAUUAUCUUAUGUGCAGAAAUUAGGACUUGAAGGAGAAAUGAUUUACUCAGUAUUCAGAGCAUUUGUUCAACUAAGCAUCAUUGGUUUUGUUCUUCAGUUCAUUUUCAGUCAGAAAAAUGCUGCUUGGAUCAUUCUUGCUUAUCUAUUCAUGGUUACAAUUGCUGGUUAUACGGCUGGACAACGUGCCAAACAUGUACCUAGGGGAAAAUACAUAGCUGGAGUUUCCAUUCUUGCUGGAACUGCUGUUACUAUGUUUUUGUUGGUCAUUUUGAAUGUCUUCCCUUUCACCCCUCGCUACAUCAUCCCUGUCGCGGGGAUGAUGGUUGGCAAUGCAAUGACAGUCACUGGCGUUACCAUGAAAAAACUCCGCGAUGACAUCAAGAUACAAAUGGCCCUGGUAGAAACAGCAUUGGCUCUAGGGGCAACUCCUAGGCAAGCAACACUACAACAAGUGAAAAGAUCACUAGUUAUUGCUCUGUCUCCUGUGUUAGACAAUGCCAAAACAGUUGGUCUUAUAUCACUUCCAGGUGCAAUGACAGGGCUUAUUAUGGGAGGAGCUUCUCCUCUGGAGGCCAUUCAAUUGCAGAUAGUUGUAAUGAACAUGCUUAUCGGGGCAUCAACUGUCAGUAGCAUCUUCUCGACAUACCUAUCGUGGCCUUCAUUCUUCACAAAAGCUUACCAGUUAGAAACCAAAGUUUUCUCCUCAGAAUGAAGAAGGAAUUUUUUGACACUGAAUUUUACUAGUGAAAACAAAAUUUUACUCAUGAAACAGCCUAUUUUUGUUAUAGCGUGUCACAAAGUUAGAACAUCUAAUGUUGUCUUCUUGGAUGAAAAAAGUGCUUCCAGAUUAGUGAACGAUUCUCGGAGAUCGGUGAUUACGAGAAACGUGCUUUGAUAGCUCUUUCAGAUUUGUACAUAUGAUUUGCAGCAA